Molecule: messenger RNA, 5340 nt
Organism: Penicillium vulpinum
Lineage: Eukaryota; Fungi; Ascomycota; Eurotiomycetes; Eurotiales; Aspergillaceae
Product: ankyrin repeat domain-containing protein
Exons: 5
Coding region: 1-5340 (1779 amino acids)
Molecular function (GO): protein binding
Source: RefSeq, a predicted model, not a curated record
AUGGCCGAGCUAGUGGGGCUUGUCGCCAGUAUUGGCGGCCUUGUCCAGAUUGCGGGACAAAUUACCAAACUCAGCUACAGUUACGUGUCGGACAUCAAAUCUGCCCCCAAAACCCAAAAGCUGUAUCUCCAAGAGGUUUCAGCGCUCACAGAUGUGCUUUUUCGAGUAGAAAAGGCAAUAAGAGAGACCGAAACUUCCAGUUUACAACUGCCCUCGUGGCCAUCUUCGCUCAAUGGAGAGGCUCUUCAAGAAUGCCGCCGCCACUUGUCGGUCCUUCACCUUGAUCUCGAUAAGCGGCUACGCCGUCUUGUAUGGCCGUUUCAAGAAAAAGAGCUCAAAAAAUAUAUUGAUCUUUUGCAUCGCUAUCGAGAACUCUUUGUCGAUUUCCUUUCAAUAAAUAUGAUGUUCGAAGACCCAUCUUCUCUUCCAGGCAAACACUUGGAAAGUAAACUAAUUUGCAGCAGGUCCGUUGCCACUGCUACAUACAAAACAGUUACAACCAUCGACCAAGAGCAGAUUAGGCAGUCUCUUUACUCGCUUUUCCCGGCGUCAGAUAACCUUUUACGCGCUAAACCAAACGCUUGUCCUGGAACUGGGCAAUGGUAUUUGAACUCACAAAACGUGGAGACUUGGUGUACCGGAGACCCAUCACUACUAUGGUGCUACGGAGCCCCUGGUGUCGGAAAAACACUACUUUCAUCAAUCACCAUCAGCCACCUAUGGGAUAUGAGAUCAGAGAAUACAAGCUCCGUGGUAUAUGUAUUUUGUCAAUUCUCAUCUCGGGAGCAACAAACCCUCACAGCAAUUUUACAAUGCAUGAUCCGACAAGUGAUCGAACAAGCAGACGAAAAAGUGCUUUUCGCAAUGAAACAUAUGUUCGCCGAUCCAAUGAAGCAGCGUGAGCCUGCAGGCCUCGCUGAAUCUUUUGCAACGUCAUGUGAGCUGAAGCCGACGUACCUUCUAGUUGACGGCCCGGAUGAAGUAACUGGAGCAGAUGGUUUGCUCCCUUAUCUGUCUUCCUUUGUGGAAAAUGGGUGCAAGGUAAUGGUAACGAGCCGAGACCUUGGUCAUAUCAGGAAGGCUAUGCAUUCUGCAACCAAGAUGGAGAUAUGUUCGCAAUCUGAAGAUUUGGAGAUCUACAUCGACUCCCGCUUUCAAAAGAAUGAGCUUUCUCGAGGGGCACAGAAAUUGAUUGGAAAAAUCACAGAAAAGUCGGGGAAUGUGUUCUUACAUACACAGCUUAUUUUGGAUGAGAUCUUAGAUCUCACCACUGUUCGCCAUAUGCAAAAGGCUCUCGAAAAACAGUCGACAGGGUUGAAUCAAGUGUAUCAAUCAACACUACACCGAAUCGACAUGCAACCAAUGGCAAAGAGGGAACUUGCUCGGCGAUUCAUCGGAUGGGUUGUCUUUGCGAAGAGACGUCUAAAAAUCGAUGAAAUUAUCCAUGCCUUCGCCGUUGAAGAUGAUGAGGAUUAUAUUGAAGAAGAUAACUUCGUCAGCCCUGACCUUCUUCUCCGAUCGUGUGUUGGUCUAGUGGUGUUGCAUGAUGACAAGACCGUUGCAAUGGUCCAUGCGACUGCUUACGAAUUUUUCGCAUCCACGGUGUUGCUGCCGCAUGACAUGGAGACCGACAUCGCAGAAACAUGUCUACGCUACAUGUGUCUCAGUCCGUUCAAGGAAGGGCCAUGCGCAAGCCGCGUUGAGAUGUCUCGCCGCUUCCAUGAAAUGCUGUUUCUGGAAUAUGCCUCAGGGCAUUGGGCGAGACAUCUUAAAGCAAUAGAAAAUAUGGGGGAAGAUCUAAAGUCACUUAUCCAGUUUUUGAUUUGCGACGAGAAUCUUCUGAAUGCCGCUGUUCAGGCAUUACACUUCCGCAAUGAGCUCGAGGCUGAUCUGCUGGACUCUCUUUUUGACUCGAUCCCUCAAAAUCAAACAGCAUUGCAUGUCGCUGCUUAUUGGGAUCUUACGGGAACUCUCAGGACGUUGGUCGAAUCAGGGCUAAGUACAUCUCUAGCAGAUACUCAUGGCUGGACACCUCUCCACUACUCUUGUGCAAACAGACAUUUUUCCUCUGCUGAAAUUCUCGUGGGAAGCGGAGCGGAUGUCAAUGCCACAGACAAUCAAGGGUGGACCCCCCUUUUCUGGGCAUCAUUCACUGGAAGCUUAGACAUUGUUCGUCUUCUAUUAUCCAAGCGCGCAAAGUAUACGAAGCGUAGCAAAUAUGGCUGGACAGCAUUGCACUGGGCUAUAUCCCGCGGUGAAACCGAUGUGGUUCUGGAGCUUGUGAAGCAUCACCAAAUGCAUCUAUCGCGUGUUACCAAGGCCGAUAUUCGGACUCUUAGCGUCGAUGAUGUGAGACAACUGAACACACCGGAGAAUAUCUCACCAAUACAAAUAGCAGCCGAGAGCAAGAAUGCUGAAAUAUUCGACUUGCUUGUUGCUCACUUCGAGGCACCGGAUUCUACUGGAGAGGAGGAGUUCCAGAAAAUUUGGUCUAGAGAGAGCUUCAGAGUCCCUGUUUCUCAGAGCAUGUGGCAAAAUUCGAUAAAGGCACAAAUAAAUGACGACUGGAGUCACAAGGCGGAAUUGAUUGCCGGAGAGAAAUACAUAGAGGAGAACCCGAGCAUGUACUUCGAGCAUGAGUUUAUGAAGGAAGAUCCAUCCGCAUGGAAGUCAAUUCUACUUGGCUCUGCCAUUCACGACGCAGAUUUCCAGGCAGCUAAACUAUUCCUCGAACUUGGUGCAGAUGUGAAUUACAUUUCUGAAAAGGGAUCGCUGUUGAGUGUUGCUGCGCACCAGAAAGACCCGCGUUUUGUUCAACUCUUACUGGAAAAGGGUACCAAAGGUCUACACACUGAAACUGAAGAGCCUGCACUGCACAUUGCUACCCGCCAUGGGAACUUGGAAACCAUGAAAGUCAUUCUCGAUAGUGACCAUGCUCAUGUGAAUGAUUGGUAUCAGAGCGAAACACCUUUGCACGCAGCCGCGCGUCAACAAGAUCCACAAUUCGCAUUGCUUUUGUUAUCUCAAGGGGCGCAGCCCGAGCUCCGGGGUUGGGGUGAAUUGACUGCGCUGGAAAUCGCUGUGACGAACGGAUUCGUCGAGACCGCGCAGGCUCUGAUUGAUGGUGCAGAUUUCAAUCACUUGUUCCAGGCCGCCUACGAAGGUGAAUGGCAAACCUGCCUGAUGACGGCCGUUGUACUUGCUAGUGGUGACAAUAGGGAGCCGGGAAAGAGAGCCUCGGGAAUCGAAAUAGCUCGCAUGCUGCUUUCAAAAGGGGCCGAUCCCAGUUUCCAAAAUGAAGAAGGCAGGACUGCUCUUCAUAUGGCAGCAACUUCUCGCAGUGUGGAAUGUGUGGAACUUUUGAUGGCGGCUGGAUGCAACAUCGAGACCGUUGACAAGAUGGGGCGGACUCCAAUCCAUACCAUGAUGGAAUCCGUGGUGCCGAGUUGGGAUGUGGCAGAGGUGGAAGAAGUCCUUCGCCUGUUGCUCCAAGGAUUAUCGGAGGACGUCGUCAUUUCAUUGCUGGCCCAGGAAACGUGUCAGUCUAUUGUUUCCGAGUCCUCGGGCGAUAAAAACAUUCAACUAGACACACCAUUGACUAGUGCAUUGAGGCGGAGAUCUUGGAGUAUAGCUCGUCUCUUGAUGGCUCUUGGAGCGCAGCUCCCCACCGGCUUUAGUUUCCAGCCUAUUAUGGCCGAUGCGGUCAGAGAGCUUGAGUAUCAGAUUGUGGAGAGACUUAUUGAGAAUGGGACGUCACCAGGUGAUGACGCUAUCUUUAAAUUGGUAGAGGGCAUUGUUACCCGAUGUAUGGGUGAGCCUUGCUCUCUGCUUUCUUCGCCUAGCAAGAAGCGCCCAUCUAUGGCUCAGAUCAUGCGUAUAUUUUCAAAGGCAAAGCUUCCCAAGCUUUCAAAACUUCCGCACGAGGAUAUUGCGCAGGCCUCCCAGCAAAUUCUGACUAGUUUGGCGUCGGCGGGCGCAGACGCGAACUUUUACGAUCCAGAAGAAAACACAACUCCUCUUCUGCUCGCAACUGAGAAGAUCCCGAUUGCUCUGGUUACGGCCACUCUAUUGGAGAUUGGUGCUGAUUGCUUCUAUUCCUUUGAGGAUGGAUUUGAUUCCAUUUUAACAGCUGCAGCAGUGAACAACAUAGAGUCACUGUGUUGCCUACUAGCACAUGCCUCAACCUCGCCAAAGCUGGGGCAUUGGACGCAGCAUUUGGAGUAUCAGGCGCGGCUGAGCAACACAGAAAUCUUCGACUGCAUAUGCCUGGCGUUGAAACGCGCUCAAAAGAUAGACUACCAGAACUCAAAAGGUCAAACAUUGUUGCACCUCGCCGCAGAAAAAGGGAACAUCGAUUUGGUCCUCAGUUUGAUCUGCCAUGGUGCCCAUGCAGAUAUACCGGAUGAAGAUGGCUUGUUUCCCAUCCAUUGUGCCGCAUUUUUAGCAUAUGACAAGGGUCGAGAUGAUAAGGAGCGCCGGCAGCCUCGGCAUGAUAUAGUACAGCACCUUCUUCCGAUGAAUGUGGUGAAACAUACUUCCGAUCAUAAUUCCUAUCGCUCUGUUGAGGCUGAAACCUCCCUCCAAGACGCAAAAGUUUGUGAGAAGAUAUCAAACACAGUGAACACAGACGGACACACGAUGCUUUGGAAUGCUUUCCUCUAUCACGACGAGGUUUUGUUUCUACAUCUUAUCGAGCUCGAGGCCGAUUUUAACUCUUGUGCCACAAUUUCUGGAAGCCAAAGCCACCCGUCACUUCUUUACCAUGCAUCUGUUCGUGGGAUGGCAAAAGCAGUGUCUUUUUUGCUAGAAUGCAACGUUGAUAUUGAAAAGGCUGACAGCUGUGGAUGGCGACCACUGCACGGCGCAUCCCACUGGGGCCAGGUUGAAAUAGCCGAAAAACUAAUUACGGCCGGAGCUACCGUCUGCGCUUCCACAACGAAGUUCCAAGAAGAUUCCUUCACGGGUUCUGAUCCUGACGGGGAAUUAUGGAAUGGUCAUCCUCUCCAUUUGGCCGUAAUGGAGGGUGACGUUGACAUGGUUGAGCUUCUUUUGAAGCAUGGUGCAGAUGUGGAUGCAAAGGCAGGAUGCUUUUCCAAAAAGUCCAAUGGAAGAAUAUGUGGACCAACUGCUCUUCACAUAGCAUUAGAUCCACAGACAUGGUAUCCUCAAGACGAUGAAGACAGUCAUGAAGACCGCCAUGAAGAAUAUUUGAAAAUUGCUAGAAAGCUGAUUGAAAAGGGGGCUUCUAUCGAAGGCGUCAUGGAUCAAUUGCGGGUGAAUGAUAUCCCAAAGUUCGAAGGGUUUGAAGAUGUCUGGGAUAAGAUUCGAGGCUCUAUAUAG